Messenger RNA from Gopherus evgoodei (Goodes thornscrub tortoise), 1011 nucleotides. RefSeq names its product olfactory receptor 10A7-like. Gene Ontology annotation, molecular function: G protein-coupled receptor activity; olfactory receptor activity. The transcript has a single exon. Gene Ontology annotation, cellular component: membrane. The record is from RefSeq and is a predicted model, not a curated record. Bases 1 to 1011 code for a protein of 336 amino acids. NCBI's taxonomy places the organism in Eukaryota, Metazoa, Chordata, Testudines, Testudinidae. Gene Ontology annotation, biological process: G protein-coupled receptor signaling pathway.
AUGGCAAACACAGAUUGGGGAAAUCAAACGUCCAUCACAGAAUUCAUCCUCCUAGGAUUCGGGGAUAUCCCUGAGCUGGAAAUCUUCCUCUUCCUACUGUUUCUACUGAUCUACAUUGUGACUGUGUCUGGGAACGUCCUCAUCAUUGUGCUAGCUAUUACUGAGCGAAACCUUCACACCCCCAUGUACUUCUUCCUGGGGAACUUGUCCUGCUUGGAGACCUGCUACACCUCCACCAUCCUGCCCAGAGUUCUGGCCAGUCUUCUGACUGGGGACAAGACCAUUUCCAUCAGUGGUUGUUUAACACAAUAUUAUUUUAUUGGUUUCUUUGCAGGUGCAGAAUGCUAUCUGCUAGCGGUGAUGUCUUAUGAUCGGUUCUUGGCGAUAUGCAAACCUCUGCAUUAUGCUGUCCUCAUGAACGGCAGAUUCUGUCUGCAGCUAGCAGCAGGAUCUUGGAUAAAUGGAUUUCUGGCCAUGACCGUAGUAAUAGUUCUUAUGUUACAAUUAAUUUUCUGUGGCCCCAAUGAAAUUGAUCAUUUCUACUGUGAAUCCACAGAAAUACUUAAUCUUUACUGUAGUGACACCAACCAGAUAGAUCUUGUCAUUACCUUCCUGGCUGCUAUAUUCACUCUGCCCCCAUUUGUAUUAACUAUGGCAUCCUACAUAUGUAUCAUCAUCACCAUCGUGAGAAUUCCUUCCACCACUGGGAGGCAGAAGGCCUUUUCCACUUGCUCCUCUCACCUCACUGUGGUGACAAUUUUCUAUGGGGCCAUAAUGAUUCUCUACAUGCUACCAAAAACAAACUCGCUGAGAGCCCUGAACAAAGUGUUCUCUGUCUUCUACACAGUUCUGACUCCUAUGGCCAAUCCCUUCAUAUACAGCCUGAGAAACAUAGAGGUGAAGGACACUAUAGGAAAAAUGGUCAGCAAAUGUCUAGAUUUUACAAGAAAUCAGCGAUCAUGUGGUUUUUUUCUUUCUGUACAAAGCAAAAAUGGUGAGAUGCACAGCUGA